Molecule: messenger RNA, 3266 nt
Organism: Metopolophium dirhodum (rose-grain aphid)
Lineage: Eukaryota; Metazoa; Arthropoda; Insecta; Hemiptera; Aphididae
Product: prostaglandin D2 receptor-like
Exons: 4
Coding region: 1471-2514 (347 amino acids)
Biological process (GO): positive regulation of cytosolic calcium ion concentration; inflammatory response; adenylate cyclase-activating G protein-coupled receptor signaling pathway
Cellular component (GO): plasma membrane
Molecular function (GO): G protein-coupled receptor activity
Source: RefSeq, a predicted model, not a curated record
CUUUUUAACUAUUAUUAUUUAUUAUUAUUUAUUACUAUUACAGUAUUACGCAAAGGGGAGCAAAAUAUUCGUUUGAAAUCGUUAUUUUCUGUAUAACUUGAUAAUCGUUAUAAAAUAUGAUAAUCAUUACUCGUAUACUCAGGCCUGUCCUAAGGACGGAGCGAGCAGGGCACACACGCCUGGACUCACACUCACGCACUUGAAAAAUCUUAAGUUUUCCUUAAAUACAACGAUUUAUAUAUUUUUAUUUUCUUAUUGGGUUAAGGCUGUUAAAAGCGAAUCAUUUUUAAGGAGUCGUAUUUAGGCAAUAAUCCAUAUCCACCGUGAGUUAUGACUUAUGCGUGACUGUGCAAGCCCGGAUUAAGGGGGGGAGUCCAGAGGGGGGGCAUGGCCCCCGGGUUUUGAUAGUUAGAAUUUAUUUAGGAGCCUCAGAUUUGUCCAUUAUUUUUUUCGUUAUAGGCUAUAACACUGCAUAAACCACCUAAAAAAAAAGUCGAUGAUUAUUUAGCGAGGAAAAGAGCUUGUAAAUUAUAAUUCAUAAAUAAAAUGUAUUGUGUAUAGAAAUUUGUUAAUAUAAACAUUCAGUGAAGAUUUCAUGUAUCUACAGUUAAACAAAAAAAACUUAAUUUGGCUUAAUCAAUGUCACAAAUUAAAAAAGCCAAGGAAGCCGAGAAGUAGUGAUGAGAACCCUAACCUUAACCUAACCUUGUUAAUUGGUUCAUGUAAAUAUACACAACACCGUGUUUGAGCUUGAUCUGAGACCAGUGACGUGUUUACCAUGAUUUGGCAGUUGCCCGAUAAUUUUAAAUAGGUGGGCCAUGUGGGUAGGUGAGUACCGGUUGGGUGUUACACUGGAUUCAGUGUGAAAUUGAAGUACAAGACUAACUUCAUAUGAAUAUAAUAUUUAAUAAAAAUAAUGACUUCAAUAAUAAGUAUUAUAUUAAGUAGUCUAGGGGUGGUAGGUCAUUCAUAACAUUAAUCAACCGAUAAGAUAUUUCACUUCACCACGCCACUGCCGUGCACUCAGAUAAUUAUAUUUAUAUUUCUUUUUUAAUUUAAUAAAUACUGGCAAGUCCCACGGACUUUUUAAUCAACUCUGUUUGACGUUGGUAUUUUUGAUAAUUAUAGUAAAUUAUUAUCUCACCGCGGUAAACGUUCUGACAUUGUGCACUAUAAUAUUAAUAUCAUAACGUAAUGGCACCCCAGAGACAGUGGCGUCCGACGGGGGUGCAAUUCAUCAACUGCAGCGUAUACGCGAUAACAACGACUGCACUACGUAGUUAUAGUAAUAAUAGUUGACUGGACACACACGAGCACAUAACAGAGCUGAUGGUGAUAAAAUGUCGUUAUAAUAGUUAUUAUACUACCUAUUACGUGCUUAGACCCGAAGGGUUCAGGGGCGGUGCCGCGGUGGGGAGAUAGCGUGCCGGUCGACAUAAUAUUAAAGGAGCAGACCACGACCACGAUCCGAUGGAGUUGGCCGCGGCGAACGCAACCGUUUCGUCGUCGUCCGCGACGCCGGUGCUUCCGGUUUUCUGGGUUAACUUGUUCACGUACGUGUUUUACAUAUUCGGCAUUUUCGGCAACCUGUUGUCGCUGUUAACGCUGCACCGGGCCCGGUCGGGCGCCAACAAGAGGCACGUGUUCAUGUUGCAUUGCCUGCUCACCAACGAUUGCUUCCUGUUGGUCGGCCAUCUAGCACUGACGUUCGUGCACAACACGUGGAUGAAUAACAACAACAACUUGUGGAUGUGUCGGAGUUGCGUUCUGUUUCGGUUCUUCGUGUGGGGCACCGUGUGCGCGGCCAUCGUGAUGGCCGUCGACCGCUGGCUGGCGCUCACCAAACCGUUUUUUUACCUAAAGCACAUGAGCUUUCGUCUAAUGAAACGAACGAUAGUCAUACUUUGGUUUGAAGUACUGUGUUUGGUGUGCGCACCAUUCUUUGGAUUCGGUCUCUACUGGGAUGAGACCCAGUGUAAGGAUUUUCAAGACGCCGAGAAGCCUCUGGACGUGCUAUACUUUUACUUAUACUUUGGUCACGGUGUUAUUCUUACCAUCGCAAUGGUUUACACGAACUUAGCCGUUAUGAAAGCUCUGUGCGUGAAGGACAGUAAUAUUCAGAACAACCACAACGAGUUGAUUAGACAUAUCAACCGCCAAGGAACGUCGAUGACUCGCAACUGGCUCACCGAAGAAGAAAGAUCGUUUGGGUGGUUCGUGUUGUUGGUGUGCGUCGGGUUUGUCACAUUAUGGGUCCCGCAAAUGUUCGCAACACUGUUGACCAGGUUUAUCGAGGAUAAGUCGGUGAUUAAGCAGAUCAAAAUGGCUGCGGGAGUGCUUCUGGCCAUUCACUUCGUGCUCAACCCGUACUUGAACGUGCUCCACCACUGGAAGUUGGUAAAGUCCACCUGUUCGCGGCCGAAGAACAUCAACGCCAGCGGUGGUAGCGCGAGUGGAAGUCGCAGUGUUUCCUUGAGAAUGACCUACAAAGUAUCUACGCCACAGCUGCUCUGAUGACAAUGGAUGCAGUCCAGUGGAGGAUCUAGAAUUUUUUUUUUGAUGGGGGCCCAUUAUCUUUUUCCAAGUUUUACGACACAAAUAUUUAAAAAUGGCCCAAUUUAUUAACCUAGAUGCUAGGCCAAUGGGGGGGGGGGAGGGGGCACCUCUGGCCCUCCUUAAAUCUGCCACUGCUGCAGUCUGCUGUUGCACGCGUGUGUUUGGGCAUUACCAAUUACCGUGUAUAUACAAUCAUAAGAUAUUAUUUAAGUACCUCCUAUAAAGUACUUAUAAUUAAUUUGCAUGUUAAGUUAAGGUAAGUCCCACGUCGCUGGUAUAUCUGAGUAUCUGACCAACACCGGUCAGCGGCCACUGAAGACAUUACACGCCAGUCGUCUGGGCCUGGGUGGUAUCAUAUUAUUGUGUACGAUUGUUAGCUCAUAACUGCAGGCUGCAGCCGUGCAGGAUUGUUGGGAAGCUUGACACAAUUCAAAGUAUAUAUCACCAAUGUCGGUAGUCGGUUAUGUCUGCCGUCUGUGCAUGACAAAUUUACCAGAAAUCGUACUCAUAAAUCACGGAAACUAUAUUAUGUUCAUAUCAAUUUCUUUAAUAAUUUUUUUUCAAAACUAUAAAAUUUGUUACUUUAAAAUGUAUUUUUUUAGUAUUAUAAGUUAUUGCCUAUAUGGUUAAAAAAAACGUUUGAAUUAAUGUGUAAAAAUGUUUUAAAUUGUACAGAAACCUAAGAAUUAAAUUAUCAAAUAAUUAUUGUA